Molecule: messenger RNA, 2991 nt
Organism: Oikopleura dioica
Lineage: Eukaryota; Metazoa; Chordata; Appendicularia; Copelata; Oikopleuridae
Source: the annotation of a GenBank genome assembly
AUGCCAGAUAUGCAUUCGAGAAAGGACUCUAUUCCGUCGUUGAAGGCUGUUUCAGUCGUUUCAUCCGGCUCGCCACGAUCUACUCCUCGAGCGAAGAAGAAGGAUGUCCCAAAGCUGACCGCGGAAGAGCAAGAAAAACGAAAUCGCAAGCACCAGAAAAAAGAAGAGCUUACACGAGAGCAUGACAAGAUCAUUUCCGAAAUCGAGCAAAAUGCGAGCAUGGACACUGCCCUCAAGACUGUCUACACACUUGGUCAUGUCGGCCGGUUUCAGAAAAAGCUUGAGAAACGAAUCAGAAACCAGGAGCGUGAAAUCGAGCGCAUGUGCGGCUUCCACUAUUCACACUUUGUAGAAGCGAUUGAAGAGCUCUCUGGAAUCCAGGGCGAUGCUUCCCGCCUCGUCCGGCAAGUUGCCGAGACAAACAAGGAUUUACAAGAACUUGGGGCGGACAUUACGAGCAGACACAAGGAGCGGAUCAGGAUGAGGAAGCAGCAGGAUAAUAUCAACAAAGUAAUUCUAACGAUGGAAUCGACUCUGCCAAUCCUGGUUUCUUAUGGAAAACUGAGGGAGCAAAUGGCGCAAGGAAAAUACUAUUCCGCGCUGAAAACCCUCCAAGAAAUCGAGCACGGUCAUUUGCCCGGUGUCAUUCAGUUCAAAUUCGCAGAAGUCAUCAAAAAUUCAUUCCCAAAGCUUCGUCAGGAGGUCCUUUCUACUUCGUCGAACGAGCUAAAAGACUUCCUCGAGAUCGUUCAAGUCAACGCCCCGAAAGUGGGGACGGUUAUUUUGCAAAAGUACUUGCAAAAACGAAGACCCAAUAAUCCUUCACAACCAAAACGAAUGCCAGCUGCCUCAAUUGUACCUUCUGUAGCACCACCUCCAAAAAAGAUGAUGAAAGUAUACAGUUCAAAACACAGUUUAACCGAAUCGGCUAAAGAUGCACGACUCAUGAAUGGAUCCUUGAAUCGAACCACUUCUUCGCAAAUGAACCCAUUUGGAAAUGACGAUUAUUCGGAAAGCGGACGAUCUGGAAGGUCUGAGAAUCCAUUCUCCGACGAUGGCAACCCUUUUUCUGACAAUGAAAGCCGAGGAGGCAAUCCUUUUUCAGGGGAUGAAGCGUCGGCAAACGGAAACCCUUUCGGCGACGAAGACGAUCUCCCAGAAGUCGAUCGUAGCUCCUACUACUCCCAUUCCCGCCGCCCUUCACACGCGAUCAACCCAUUUUCAGAAGAAGACGAGAUCGCCACCGACGAUGAAUUCAGCGAAAUGAUGUCGAUGGCUGAAUCGGCGGCGCCUCGAUGGGAAUGGGACUUGGACAGAGAUGUUUCUGAUUUUGUCGAUUUUACGCCGAUACACAAAAGUCUUCAUAUCCACUCGCUUCUUGGCGGAAAAAGCGAGUUUAUCGAGAGCUACAGGGCUGAAAGAGAGCAUCAAGCGAGGCUGUUAUUCACUCUGCCAAAAGAUAUACGACACUUUGCUCAGAUUUACCGGCGAUUUCUUCAUCAGAUUUUGGGAUUCUUCGCCAUCGAAGAUGUUCUGCUACAUUCCACGAAAGAACUGCUUAUCGAUCGAGAAUGGCUCGGCAGAUUGUUGACUACGGCAGUCAGUAGAGUCCUUAUGCUCCUACGCGCGCAGCUGGCCUACUCGGUAGAUUGCAAGGAGCUGAUUGAUUCAAAAGAACUCACAGUCGCUUUCAGCGAUGCCCUGGCUUCUUAUGGCUUUCACGCUGGUGUGUCCGACCUCAACGCAGUCAUUCCUGAAAUGUGGAGACAGUAUGUAGAAGGGCUCCUGAAAUUCUUUGGCUCAGAGUUUUCCGCUGCAAUCAACAAAGAUCGUCUCGUGCCAAUGAUGGUGGCUAGCUCUGUUGAGGAGCAAAAGUUCUUCAAAUAUGGCCAGAAAUUGUUGAAGAAAUUAGGGGAUAGAUAUCCGAAGAAAUUACCGUUUUCAAGUUCUGUACUACGGAUCCACGAAAUCCUGGUCAAUUUCAUCGACGAAGCGCACAUCUACUGCAUCGAUGUCGAGUUGAUUGAUGUCUGCGUUGAUGUCGCCCUUGCUAAGUCUGUUGAAUCCCUUCUUCAACGUAAUCUUCGGGUCGCUCUGGAAAAGAAAAUCAUGGACGAAAGUCUCACGCUCGAAGAAAUGCUUCAAUUCGUGACGAAUCUGACUCAUAUGGAAAAAUCUGUCAAGGAUAUCGAGACGUAUAUCAAGGAGCUCGACCAUGGAGAUAGAAAAACAUCAGGGAAAAAGAAGGCCCGCCGCAGAAUGAGAGAGCUCGGCGCUCAGCUCUUCCAGGACCUUCGCCGCCUCGCCGAAAAUGGAAUUAAUCCUCGCCUAAACGACAAGCUCGACGCUCUCCUUGAUCGCCCAUUCGACUGGUCGAUGAAAGAAGCAACAGGAACAACGAGUGGUUAUCUCAAAGAAACCUUCCAGUUUCUCGAUGAGACGUUUGAGAAACUGAGGGUGCUGAAAAUGUCGGAUCAGUUGAUUUCCGAGGCGAUUUUUGCGACAUAUCAGCAUAUAGGCUUCUCGCUCCUCGAAAAACUCAUCGACGACCAAAUCGCGAUGAUCAACAUGGGCGCUCUGCACCAGCUCUCGCUCGAUGUCCUCUUUUGCCUCGGCCAGAUCGCCAAUGCUUCGCAAUUUAUGACGGGAAAUAUGCGAGAAACACUCGAAGGAAUUCUUGGAGAGACGUGGCAAAUGGUCGAUUUGUUCACUGAAUGGGACUGGGAAACGUACUUUCAAGAAUAUGGCCAAGAAACGAGCAAAUAUGCGCUUGUCAAUCCUGGUACUGCUCUCAAAGUGAUGGAAAAACUGCGGCAAGACAAGAAGAGCAAAAACAUGCUUGCCAGCUUGAACAUCAACAAACGCAAGAAGCAAAAGAUGCAAGAUACAGUCAUCAAACAGCUUCGUGGACUGAUUAAAGAUUGGUCCUUGCUAACCCAACCUCAUAGACGCCUCUCACAGGACCAACAAGACUUUUUUCGCGUCGAAUAA